Messenger RNA from Fukomys damarensis (Damara mole-rat), 762 nucleotides. RefSeq names its product membrane-spanning 4-domains subfamily A member 5-like. Bases 70 to 762 code for a protein of 230 amino acids. NCBI's taxonomy places the organism in Eukaryota, Metazoa, Chordata, Mammalia, Rodentia, Bathyergidae. The transcript is spliced from 5 exons. Gene Ontology annotation, cellular component: plasma membrane. Gene Ontology annotation, biological process: cell surface receptor signaling pathway. The record is from RefSeq and is a predicted model, not a curated record.
AUAACAAUGGCAGUGCUCCAAACAGCCUUGGCAUAGCACAAGAACAUAGUCUAGACUGAAGAACCAACCAUGUCAGUUCCUUUCAGCAAAAUAUCAACUCUGUCCACCAGCAUGGAUUCCAAAGCCACAAACAGUCCCGUAUUUUUAGUGUUUCCUCCAGAAGUUGCUGAUCCAGAAUAUCAGUCCACAGAGCUCAGAGGCAGAACCUAUGAGUACCGCAACUCCUUCCAGAAAUUAUUUACUACAAAAAUGAAAAUCUUAGGGGCAACACAGAUCAUCCUUGGAAUUUUGAAUUUUUCCUUUGGCAUUGUUUUUGUUUUUACCUUGGUAAAACCAUACCCAAGGUUUCCCUUUAUACUUAUUUCAGGAUACCCAUUCUGGGGCUCUGCUUUGUUCAUUCUUUCUGGAGCCUUCCUAAUUGCACUGAAAAGAAAAACUACAGAAACGAUGAUAAGAGCAAACUGCAUCGUGAACUUCCUCAGCAUCCUGGGAGCCCUCGUUGGCAUCAUCCUCCUCUCGUUCGGUCUCCUUCUGGACGGGAACUAUCUCUGCGGCUACUCUCAGGACCCCGGGCCGAGCCAGGCAGUCACUGUCCUGUUCAUGUUUAAGAGAAGGGAUUUAUUUGUGGGGUGCACUUGUAGCCCACGGCCGGCCAACUCCAAGCCACGACCGCAGGAGGAAGAGGCUGGCAGAGGAAAGCGCUCAGGGAUCAGGGAGCCAAACGCCCUCCCGGGUCACCCCGGUGCCCACCUCUGCUCCUAA